AUGGCCCCUUUCCAAUACCUCAGCCGCUUCGAGACGGCGGAAGGCGACACCUUCUAUGCGAACGUCGGCUCUAACAAUCCCACAAUUGGAAGCAAAGUGCAAGCGUAUCCAACUUAUGAAGACCUACUGGAAGAUCGGGAUGCCAGGACGGUUGUAAUCGCCAAGGUACUCCCACCACUCCCACGACCGGAUCUGCCCAUCUACUGCGUUGGUCUCAACUACAAAAGUCACGCCGUUGAAGCUAGUCUCAACGUCCCAGUCAACCCACCGAUAUGGACAAAACCAGCUGCUGCGCUGUCGUCGCCUGACGAGACUAUACCAUUCAGCCGAUUUUGCGCUUCGCAUCUUCCUGACUGGGAGGGCGAGCUCGUAUUCGUCACGUCGCGCGAGUGCCGCGACAUCACGCCGACGGAAGCGCUGGACUACAUCCUGGGUUACACGAUAGGCAACGAUCUCACCUGCCGCUUCUUUCAGCUUCCGGAGCAGUCUGGUGGUCAGUUCUUCUACGCCAAGGCCUUUGACAAGUUCGCGCCAGUAGGCCCGGUCCUGGUGAGCAGUUCCUUAUUUCCCACUGGCGUGCCGACAGGGAGGCUGGUCACGUGCAUCAAUGGAGAGGUAAAGCAAGAUACUUCUAUCGCGAAGGAUAUGAUAUUUUUACCACAGCGAAUCCUGAGCUGGAUGAGUCAGAGUACCACGAUUCCCGCUUUCUCAGUGGUCAUGACCGGGACUCCUGCAGGGGUUGGUGUAUUCCAGAGGCCCCGGCAACUGUUGAAGGAUGGUGAUCGUAUGGAAGUUGAGAUUGCUGGACUGGGAACUCUCAAGAAUACGGUCAAGUUUGAAAACGGUCAGGAUUCCAUCCUGUAA
Molecule: messenger RNA, 864 nt
Organism: Cordyceps fumosorosea ARSEF 2679
Lineage: Eukaryota; Fungi; Ascomycota; Sordariomycetes; Hypocreales; Cordycipitaceae
Product: fumarylacetoacetate hydrolase
Exons: 5
Coding region: 1-864 (287 amino acids)
Molecular function (GO): acetylpyruvate hydrolase activity
Source: RefSeq, a predicted model, not a curated record